Sinocyclocheilus anshuiensis is the source of this 995-nucleotide messenger RNA. It is a transcript of the gene rras, whose product is annotated as RAS related. Gene Ontology annotation, molecular function: GTPase activity; GTP binding. Lineage: Eukaryota; Metazoa; Chordata; Actinopteri; Cypriniformes; Cyprinidae. The transcript is spliced from 7 exons. Gene Ontology annotation, cellular component: membrane. The coding region runs from base 318 to 911 and encodes 197 amino acids. The record is from RefSeq and is a predicted model, not a curated record. Gene Ontology annotation, biological process: signal transduction.
ACGAAAAAAGUUGCCCCUGGUCAUGAAAAAAAAGCUAUCGGAAGCAAGAGCGAGUCCAGAAAUCACCAAGAAAAAUCCAGAGGGCGGACAUCCUGGAAUUCGCUUUUUAUCUCCCUAAGAAAGAUGGUUGUAUCGCUUGUAAAAAGGGAGAAUUUGUAGGCUAUUAAAGUUGUCAGAGUAUUCGCUGGUUGGCAGUGGACUAACGUUAAGUUGUCUGACUUUCGAGUCGCUAACUUUCCACCAGAAGGCUAAUUUACCCAAGGCGGCUGCGGAAGAAAGGUAAUCGGCGAUCAUUGUCCAGACCAUCACGGAGUAGGAUGAUGUCAACUGAAGAAAGAUAUAAGUUGGUGGUCGUGGGCGGUGGAGGUGUGGGGAAAAGCGCCCUCACCAUUCAGUUCAUUCAGUCGUACUUUGUGUCGGACUAUGACCCAACCAUUGAAGACUCGUACACUAAAAUAUGCACUGUGGAUGGAAAGGAGACACGAUUAGACAUCCUCGACACAGCAGGACAAGAAGAGUUUGGAGCGAUGAGAGAGCAGUACAUGCGCUCCGGAGAGGGUUUCUUAUUGGUGUUUGCUCUUAAUGACAGUGGCAGUUAUGAUGAAAUUCAGAAAUUUCACACUCAGAUAUUGCGGGUGAAGGAUCAAGAUGAUUUUCCUAUGGUUCUUGUUGGCAACAAAUCAGAUCUUGACCAGCUGAGAGUGAUCUCAAGAGAUGAGGCCAUGUCAUUUGCCCGAGAAAACAGGAUCCACUAUAUGGAAUCGUCAGCUAAGAACCGCCACAAUGUGGAUGAAGCCUUCGUGGAGGUUGUGCGAGCAAUAAGGAAGUUUCAGGAGACAGAAAGUCCACCGCUCCCCGCUAAUCAUGCGAGGAAGCAGAAGAGUGGUGGCUGUCCCUGCACCCUGCUCUGACUGCCCCUCUGCACUGUUGCCUAGGAGACCGAAGCCCUCACUCUCACGCCUGGUGCCUUAUAUGUCUACACAGUGUGUGUGUGU